UAAUCUCCAGCCGCCGCCGCCGCCUCGAGCCAUCCAUGGAGGCGAGGAAGACAAUGCACGGCUGAGCGGAGGAGGAGGGAGAGGCAGGAGCGAGGCAGAGCGUGGCCGCAGCAGCUGCUCUGGAGCGCGCUCUCCCCAUCUCCGCCAGGAUUUGAGAGAUUGACAGGGAUCAGCUGCUGCCACCAGCUACAGGAUGUACUGGACAAGACACCAGAAGUGAUUGGGAAGGUGUGGGCCCUGGAAUGGGAAAGAGACAGACAUUAAGAGGCAAUUACACAAUAGUUCCGGCUGGGGACUGUGUGGAAGGAUGGCUGCUGCGGAACCCCUGACUGCCUUCUCACGGUGGUACCUCUAUGCCAUUCAUGGCUAUUUCUGUGAGGUGAUGUUUACGGCUGCCUGGGAGUUUGUGGUCAACUUUAACUGGAAGUUCCCAGGUGUCACCAGUGUCUGGGCGCUCUUCAUCUAUGGGACCUCCAUCCUCAUCGUGGAGAAGAUGUACCUGUAUCUGAAAGACAAGUGUAACAUUUUAGUGCGAUGCCUCAUUUAUACCCUCUGGACAUACCUUUGGGAGUUCACCACUGGCUUCAUCCUGCGCCAGUUUAACGCCUGCCCUUGGGACUAUUCACAGUUUGAUUUUGACUUCAUGGGCCUCAUCACCCUAGAGUAUGCCAUCCCAUGGUUCUGUGCUGCGUUCAUCAUGGAGCAGCUGGUUAUCAGGAACACCUUGCGCUUGCGAUUUGAUGAAAAUGCUGAGCCAGGGGACCCCACCGCCACAAUCGCCUUGGCCAACGGCCAUGUCAAAACCAAUUGAACAAUAACCCAAUGCCACACUUAAAGUGAGAGAGCCCACCCACAUCCCAGACUGGUCUCAAAGACUGAUACAUCCUGUACGAUACACAAUCCCCUUUAUGAUGGGGGCAUGCAUGGGAUAUAGCAGAAUAAAAAUGGAACCAAUAGAUUUUCUAUGGAUUUUAUGUUUUUGGCCACAAGAAGCAGUGUCAGCUACUUGUUGGUUAGGUAGUUUCUGACUUCUAAAUUAUUAUGGGGGAAAAAAAGUCCUGUUAGCUGCAUUUUACUGGAUGUGGAGAAAUGAGAGAAAAUGCUACAGUUGAAAUGUAUACAAAAAACAAACUAGUGGAUGGGCAUAGACGCCCCGGCUAAAUUAGUGAUUUGGCUUAUUCCAUUAGGCAAUAUUCAGGUGCUUGCUUGCAACCAAUACCUCCCAUGGGACCUGAGAUGCUGCAGGAUCAAGGAAAAUCCAUCUGCUGUUGAGAACGACCCAACAGUGGUGCUCUACUGGGAAGGUAGACAGCGCCCCCUCUUGUGGUCUCCCUGACCUU
Molecule: messenger RNA, 1340 nt
Organism: Terrapene triunguis (Three-toed box turtle)
Lineage: Eukaryota; Metazoa; Chordata; Testudines; Emydidae
Gene: TMEM229B
Product: transmembrane protein 229B
Exons: 3
Coding region: 308-811 (167 amino acids)
Source: RefSeq, a predicted model, not a curated record